Molecule: messenger RNA, 873 nt
Organism: Cervus elaphus (red deer)
Lineage: Eukaryota; Metazoa; Chordata; Mammalia; Artiodactyla; Cervidae
Product: F-box only protein 27-like
Exons: 1
Coding region: 1-873 (290 amino acids)
Biological process (GO): SCF-dependent proteasomal ubiquitin-dependent protein catabolic process; glycoprotein catabolic process
Cellular component (GO): SCF ubiquitin ligase complex; cytoplasm
Molecular function (GO): protein binding; ubiquitin protein ligase activity
Source: RefSeq, a predicted model, not a curated record
AUGCAGGCAGCAGCCGCGGGGCCUGGCGAGAAGACCAUGGGCGCCUCAACCUCCUGGGGCCUGCUCCCCCGCGUCCCAGCUCCGCACCACGAACCACAGGAGGUUCCGGGCCCGGACCAUCUGCCCAUCGAGCUGCUCCGGGAGGUGCUGAGCUACCUGCCCCCAAGCACACUGCUCCGGCAGUGCCGCCUGGUGUGCCGGCGCUGGCGAGAGGUGGUGGACGGCAGGGACCUGUGGCUGAGCAUCCUGCCCUGGAAACACCCCGACCUGUGGCCCGUCAUCCUCACCUGCCUGCCCCCUGCUGGCGACCCCGGGCCCUGCAUCCUGGGCCGCUUCUGCGAGCUCAGACCCAUAGGGCGCAAGCUCACCGUGAACCCCCCGGAGAAAGAAGACCUCUGGAACUGUAUGAUGCUGAGCGAUCGCGAUGACUCGGAGGAAGAGGAAGACUUGGGGGUCAGGCUGAAGACUUCUGGGGAGACGAGCUACAGUCCUGCCUACAGGUGUUGGUACAAGGGAGAAAUUUUGGAUCUGGAGGAGGAGGGCCUGUGGUGGGAACUCCUGGAUAGUGGAAAGAUUUGGAUUUCUGUCUGUCGCCGCUGGACAGAACAACAAGGCAGUGACCGGAUGUAUCAGCUAGUCGUCAAGCUUCUAGAUGCCAACUAUGCCACCUUGCAUUAUUUCUUACAUAAACGUUUUCCCUUCCGUCCGCGGACAGGCAGCUUCUCCUUUCGGAUCAUGCAUGCGUUCACCAACAUCAAGAAGGGCGUCCGCUUUGUGUUGUUUGACCACAGUGUCGAGGGCUAUGACUCGUGGCCUGAGCAGUGUGGAGUCUCCAGGCCCCGGUCCAGUGUCAUCGUACGGAUCCGUCCCUAG